This is a messenger RNA of Suillus plorans, 159 nucleotides long. RefSeq lists its product as uncharacterized. NCBI's taxonomy places the organism in Eukaryota, Fungi, Basidiomycota, Agaricomycetes, Boletales, Suillaceae. The transcript has a single exon. The annotation marks the transcript as partial. The record is from RefSeq and is a predicted model, not a curated record.
CAGAUACUGUGUAUAACCUGUGAUAAUGUGUCUUCGAAUGACACCAUGAUUGAGGUGCUCAGUGACCUGAUUCCCUCAUUCCCUGGAGAUCCCAACCAUGCACAGUGCUUUAACCAUGUCAUCACUCUCAUAGCAAAAAGUUUGAUACAUCAAUUUAAU